GCGAUUGAUAAUUUAAAUGGUUAGUAAAGAAAUGCUGAAGAAAAUCAGGUUAAAUGUUAUCGGUUAUGGUUAAACGGUUGCAGCAGUUAAUGAAGAUUCUGUAUGUGUAUAGAAAGAAAGUUGUAAGUGGAUUGCUGUGUAAUGUGUUUGCCUCAUCACCAGCCAGCCAGCAGUUUUUACCAUCACUGCCACUAUAGAAAAUCUGGUUUUGCCUUAUUCCAGUUGAUUGUUAUCAACCUUCAAUUGUUAUUUUAAUUUUGAAUCUUUGGAUUUAUAUCUUUUUAAGUUAAUUUAUUAAUUAGUAUAGUGUAAUUUAAAAAUGGCUUCUAAAGGCCCUAUGGUACAAGGAACAGAUGGAAGUGAUCAUCUUCACCGACAAACUAUUGCCCUUCACUAUUCACAAAGUGUCAUUAAUAAAUCUAGGUUGAAAUGGUCAAUAACCAUGCAUUAUUUACUUUUUGGUUUGAUGGUGGCUAAAUUAACAGAUGAUAUUUUAGACCGUUUUGAUGUUUUCAUUCUCGAAUUACAACAACUUUACAUACCCAAACCAAUGAUAUGGGAAUGGAUUUGGACAUUAUCAGUGUUUUUUAAUUACAUAGCCAGUAAAGCAAUGAAGAAAAACAAUCCAACAUCAAUGAAAUUUUAUCUAUUUAUCAUCAAUUUAACAGCAAUUUUUCCCGUUUUCUACGCCAUGAUAGUUUAUUUAUCCGACUUUUUGGUGUACUUUGAAACACGAGAUGUUACAAAAGUUACUCAUGUUUGGAAUAAGUAUCCUCUGGCAGUGAUUUGGUACGGAUUCCUCCUGGUUGCUUUACAAGUUCAUUUGGCUCAAUUUGUGUUUGCCUAUAAAUUAAUUAAGGUUUGGUCUUUAAAGAAAAGAAGAGAGUAAGAAUAUACAGUAAGUGAACACAUUCUUAGCAAGUAUCAACUAAGCUUAUCGAAUAAAAGAGUAAAUGCAAAUUGUAUGACAAAAAGAACAUAUCGAUAUAUUGAGGGAAAUGAUUAGAUGAGCCAUUAAUCAAUGUAUUAAGGUUUGUUUGAUACAGUUCGAAAUAAAUUCAAUUGCAUUUCUUUUCAAUAUGCAAUUUUAUCUGUUUAA
Molecule: messenger RNA, 1099 nt
Organism: Tetranychus urticae (two-spotted spider mite)
Lineage: Eukaryota; Metazoa; Arthropoda; Arachnida; Trombidiformes; Tetranychidae
Gene: jagn
Product: jagunal
Biological process (GO): vesicle-mediated transport; endoplasmic reticulum organization
Cellular component (GO): endoplasmic reticulum membrane
Source: RefSeq, a predicted model, not a curated record